AUGUUGUAUUAUAUUUAUAUUCCGUCGAUUUCAUAUAUUAUAUAUCGACUUUACAAGCAUUUCUUUCCAGCAAAAAACAUCGAUUCACGUGGGAAGUACGUGUUGAUUAGCGGCUGUGAUACUGGUUUUGGACAUAGUCUUGCUAUCGAACUCGAUAAUCUAGGUUUUAAUGUUCUGGCUGGCGUAUAUACUGCUGACAAUAAGGAGACACUCACUACUAAACUUUCGUCGCGUGCGACUGUCUUUAAACUAGACAUCACCAAUCAACAAGAUAUCGACGUUGCUUUUACUCUGGUCAAAAGUAAGACGUCGAGUCUGCAUGCACUCGUGAAUAAUGCUGGUAUUGCUAAUGGUGGGCUUAUCGAUUGGAUUUCACUUGCAACCAUACGUCAAGUUAUGGACGUUAAUUUCUUUGGGCACGUAGCCAUGACUAAAACAUUUUUACCACUAUUAUUAACAGAACCAAACUCACGCGUUGUUAAUAUGAGCUCGGCAGCAGGUUAUCUUGCAGCAGCUGGUGCAUCUGCUUAUAGUUCCUCGAAAUAUGCACUUGAAGCAUUUUCCGAUUGUCUUCGUCGUGAAAUGGCUGUCUGGAAUUUGCAUGUGUCAAUUAUUGAGCCUGGUUUCAUGCGUACACCAAUUAUCGAAGGUAUAUCUGAACAAAUGCAAAAACUUUGGAACAAUCAUGUCGUAAAUGAAAGUAAAGAACGGUGGGGUGACGACUAUUUUUCAGACUGGGUUAGAGAAGGAUCAAAAAUAGCGAAAGAAACAGCUGACAAUCCAAUGAAGGUAGUUACUGCAAUGUGUCAUGCAGUUACAAGCUCAAAACCAAAAAUACGCUACAGACCUGGUUGGCAGUCAAGUAUGUUCUGCUAUCCUCUUUCACUGGCACCAGUCUGGUUUGUCGAUCUUUUUAUUGGCUUAGGACAACGCAAGAUGGCUUUACCAAGUGGUGUAAUAAAACGAAAGAGAACUUAA
Messenger RNA from Adineta steineri, 978 nucleotides. The record is from the annotation of a GenBank genome assembly. NCBI's taxonomy places the organism in Eukaryota, Metazoa, Rotifera, Eurotatoria, Adinetida, Adinetidae.